CACGGAACAGCCCUCCUGGGAUCCCCAGGAGCUGCGGCCCGCUUUGCUCCCGCGCCUCCGCAGCAGCAUCUGCGGCCGCCGUGGGCACUCACGGCUACCCCGGGCAGCCCCAGCCGCCGGCAGCAGCACUACUGCCUCAGCCGCAGAGACCUGGGGGCGGGCCGGGGGGCGCCCGCAGCGACUGGAGGCGCUGUAGCUAGGGCUGCGGCGCGGGUCCCACGGCGCCCGCGAAGAGAGCGGGGUAGGUGCAGCGGACCGGGCCCUUCCUCCAUCUCCUGCGUGGCCGCCUCCCGCAGGGCUCGGCCGGCGCAGGUCGUCCCCGUAACGCCGCUCCGCGCCCGCCGCCCCAAGUGCCAGCACGCCGGGCUUGUGGGAGCCUCGGCGGACGCGCAGGGCCAUGGUUGUGGCCCCCUGACGGGCCGGCAGUCUCCAUGAAGCGGAAGAGCGAGCGGCGGCCAAGCUGGGCCGCCGCGCCCCCCUGCUCCCGGCGCUGCUCGUCAGCCUCGGCUGGCAUGAAGAAGAGCCGCAGCUCCACGUCGCCGGAACUGCACCACCUGGACCACCAGGACGACCUGUACCUGGACAUCUCCGAUCGCCUAUGUUUUGCCAUUCUCUACAACAGACCAAAGAGUGCAUCAAAUCUACAUUAUUUCUGCAUAGAUAACGAACUUGAAUAUGAGAACUUCUACGCGGAUUUUGGACCACUCAAUUUGGCAAUGGUUUACAGAUAUUGUUGCAAGAUAAAUAAGAAAUUAAAGUCCAUUACAAUGAUUAGGAAGAAAAUCAUUCAUUUCACUGGCUCUGAUCAGCGAAAACAAGCCAAUGCCGCUUUCCUUGUGGGAUGUUAUAUGGUUAUAUAUUUGGGGAGAACGCCGGAAGAAGCAUAUAGAAUUUUAAUGUUUGGCGAUACAUCCUAUAUUCCAUUCAGAGAUGCUGCCUAUGGAAGCUGUACUUUCUACAUUACUCUUCUCGACUGUUUUCAUGCAGUGAAGAAGGCAAUGCAGUAUGGCUUCCUUAAUUUCAACUCAUUUCACCUUGAUGAAUAUGAAUACUAUGAAAAAGCAGAAAAUGGAGAUUUAAAUUGGAUAAUACCAGAUCAAUUUAUUGCCUUCUGUGGACCUCAUACAAGAACCAGGCUUGAAAGUGGUUACCACCAACAUUCGCCUGAAGCUUAUAUUCCAUACUUUAAGAAUCACAAUGUUACUACCAUUAUUCGCCUGAACAAAAGGAUGUAUGACGCCAAACGCUUUACUGAUGCUGGUUUCGAUCACCAUGAUCUUUUCUUUGCGGAUGGCAGCACCCCUACUGAUGCCAUUGUCAAAGAAUUUCUGGAUAUUUGUGAAAAUGCUGAGGGGGCCAUUGCGGUGCAUUGUAAAGCUGGUCUUGGGAGAACUGGCACUCUGAUCGCCUGCUACAUCAUGAAGCAUUACAGAAUGUCAGCUGCUGAGACCAUUGCUUGGAUCAGAAUCUGUCGACCUGGCUCAGUGAUUGGACCACAGCAGCAAUUUUUGGUGAUGAAAGAAGCAAGCCUGUGGCUGGAAGGUGACUAUUUCCGUCAAAAGUUAAGAGGCCAAGAGAAUGGAAAACAUAGAGCAGCUGUCUCAAAACUCCUCUCGGGUGUUGAUGACAUUUCAAUAAAUGGGGUCAAGAAUCAAGACAAGCAAGAACCUGAACUGUACAGUGAUGACGAUGAACUCAAUGGAGGGACACAAGGUGACAGACUUCGGGCCCUGAAAAGCAGAAGACAAUCAAAAACAAACAUUAUUCCCCUCACAGUUAUUCUUCAGUCCAGUGUUCAGAGCAGUAAAACAUCUGAACCUGACAUUUCUGGCAGUGCAGGCAUUACUAAAAGAACCACCAGAUCUGCUUCAAGAAAAAGCAGUUUUAAAAGCCUGGUUCCUCACAGGGAAAGAAGGAAAAGGAAUGCUUUGCAACAGAUGCCCUUAGUGGCAUUAUGUCCCUCCAUUUCAAGGACUAAAACAGUCUUGCGUUAA
This is a messenger RNA of Chrysochloris asiatica (Cape golden mole), 1994 nucleotides long. It is a transcript of the gene CDC14B, whose product is annotated as cell division cycle 14B. Gene Ontology annotation, cellular component: nucleolus; mitotic spindle; centrosome. Gene Ontology annotation, biological process: cilium assembly; microtubule cytoskeleton organization; regulation of exit from mitosis. The record is from RefSeq and is a predicted model, not a curated record. Lineage: Eukaryota; Metazoa; Chordata; Mammalia; Afrosoricida; Chrysochloridae. Bases 432 to 1994 code for a protein of 520 amino acids. Gene Ontology annotation, molecular function: protein serine/threonine phosphatase activity; protein tyrosine/serine/threonine phosphatase activity. The transcript is spliced from 15 exons.